GUUUUUAGCCAACACUACGUUCCAUGGGCUCAGUGGCCACAUCAAAGUAAAAGGUUCUUCCAUCAUUAGUUCAGAAAACAAAUUCUUCAUUUGGAAUCUUCAGCAUGACCCUGUUGGGAACCCAAUGUGGACUCGCUUGGGGAGUUGGCAAGAAGGCAAGGUUGUCAUGGAUUAUGGGAUCUGGCCAGAGCAGUCUCAGAGGCACAAGAAUCACAACCAGCAUCCAACUAGGCUACAUCUGAGGGUGGUGACACUCAUUGAACAUCCCUUUGUCUUCACCAGGACUGUGGAUGAUGAAGGAUUGUGUCCUGCAGGACAACUCUGCCUGGAUCCCUUGACCAAUGAUUCAGCUAUGCUGGAUGCUCUUUUUGAAAGUCUCCAAGGAGGCAACGACACAAUGCCCACCAAAUUUAAGCAGUGUUGCUAUGGCUACUGCAUAGACCUAUUAGAAAGGUUGGCUGAAGAUAUGAACUUUGAUUUUGACCUGUAUAUCGUCGGUGACGGGAAAUAUGGUGGUUUGAAAAAUGGCCAGUGGACAGGAUUGGUUGGUGAUCUUCUGGCUGGGACAGCCCACAUGGCUGUGACAUCCUUCAGCAUCAACACAGCCCGUAGCCAAGUGAUUGAUUUCACCAGCCCUUUUUUUUCCACCAGUUUGGGCAUCCUGGUGAGGACCAAAGACACAGCUGCUCCUAUAGGAGCAUUUAUGUGGCCGCUCCACUGGACCAUGUGGCUGGGCAUCUUUGUAGCUCUACACAUCACUGCAAUCUUCCUGACUCUGUAUGAAUGGAAGAGCCCCUUUGGAAUGACUCCAAAGGGUAGAAACAGGGAUAAGGUUUUCUCCUUUUCCUCUGCUUUGAAUGUCUGUUAUGCCAUCUUGUUUGGGAGGACAGCUGCCAUCAAACCUCCAAAGUGCUGGACGGGAAGAUUUCUAAUGAAUCUCUGGGCCAUAUUUUGUUUAUUUUGUCUCUCCACAUACACUGCUAAUCUGGCUGCUGUUAUGGUGGGAGAGAAAAUCUAUGAAGAAUUGUCUGGAAUACAUGACCCCAAG
Protobothrops mucrosquamatus (brown spotted pit viper) is the source of this 1048-nucleotide messenger RNA. Its product is annotated as glutamate receptor ionotropic, NMDA 3A-like. The annotation marks the transcript as partial. NCBI's taxonomy places the organism in Eukaryota, Metazoa, Chordata, Lepidosauria, Squamata, Viperidae. The record is from RefSeq and is a predicted model, not a curated record. Gene Ontology annotation, molecular function: NMDA glutamate receptor activity; transmitter-gated monoatomic ion channel activity involved in regulation of postsynaptic membrane potential. Gene Ontology annotation, biological process: modulation of chemical synaptic transmission; ionotropic glutamate receptor signaling pathway; synaptic transmission, glutamatergic. The transcript has a single exon. Gene Ontology annotation, cellular component: postsynaptic membrane; plasma membrane.